CACAUGAUCAAAAUAAAACAUGGAAUAAGGAAGUUAAACUUGUGCCACAAAAUGACAGAUGCUCGGAAACAAUAUCGUGUGGCCGACUUGAAAAACAGUGUUAAUGUUGGCACAAAUGAGUCUCCUCGCGUGAGUAAACUGCUAAAAACGCUUUCUUUGGAUGACUUACUGGCAGCAGAAAGAAAGAAGGAAGAAGAAAAUGAUCAACGAGUACAAUGGUUUCACGGAAGUGUGACCAGGGAAGGUGCUGAGACACUUUUAAGAGAAGGUAAAUACAAAGCAGGGGAUGAAGCAAAUUCAGAUGGAUUGUUUCUGAUUCGAGAAAGUGGGAAGAACUUUGCACUGUCCUUAAUCAGUAACAACAAAUGUUUCCAUUUUAUCAUUGAACAGAAAUCUCCGGGAUAUUUUCAGAUUGACGAUGGUCCUAAAAUUAAAGGUUUAGAUAAGCUUGUUGAUCAUUAUAACUCAGAUAGCCAUGGAUUGCCAUCAAAACUUAGUCUAUUUUGUGGAGGAAAGAGUCCACCAGUUGCGAGUAGACACAGGGGUUUUACAAAUUUAUUACACAGAGCUGUGGUUGAAGAGAAUGAAAAAGUUGUUGAGAAGAUCUUACAACAUUCAAAAUGUCCCGAAAUUAAUGCCAAAAAUGCAAAGGGUGCUACAGCUUUACAUGAAGCCAGUGAACUGGGUCUGGAUCGUAUUGUUUCUAUGUUGUUAAAACAUGGUGCAGAUGUUACAAUAAGAGAUGCCAAUCAUCACACUCCUUUACAGAGAGCUGCAGUAACUGAUCAUGACAAUACUAUUCAUUUAUUAACACAAACUGGUAAAUCUGAUCCAUUUGAUGAAUCUCCGCAUAAUGGAUGGACAGCCUUACAUGAAGCUGCUAUGAGAGGACACAUUAAAUCUGUCAAGAUUUUGCUAUCAUUGUGUCCAUGUCCAUAUCCCAGAAAUGCAGAUAAAAAUACACCAUAUCAUCUUGCUAAAACAUAUGGGCGAAAUGAGUGUCAGAAAUAUUUUGAGAAGUAUAAAUUGCCUGAAGUAAUUAAACAAAUUCGUGUCUACUAUCAUUCUGAGUUGGAUAGAGAGGGUGCCAUCAAGUUAUUUGAAGUAAAGGGAAAGAGAGAUGGGUUGUUUUUGAUUCGAACGAGCACUAAAAGAGACCCAGCAUCGGCGUAUGUGUUAAGUGUAUGUUACAUGGGAGAACCCCAUAAUUAUGUCAUCAAAAAUAAAUUUGAUGGAGAACUAAAAAAACAUUGCUAUUUUAUUGAUAAGGGACCAUACUUAUUAUCGCUAGAGCAUCUGAUAUAUUACUAUAGUCGGUGGGAAGGUGGUCUGCCAUGUAUUUUAUUAGCUGCUAUCACAACUAAUUUUGAGAUAGAUGAAAUACCUAGACAUGAAGAUUAUUAUAACUUGUCUUUAGAUGUAAAUACCACAGUUACAAACAAAGCUCCUCACAAACCCAUUUUACCGCCUCGACUAGAAGCUACAGCUCCCCCACCACCUCUACAAUCAACCAUACCUACAUCUCCAAAAAUAAAGACGCAGGCACCACCACUACCUUCCGAGAGACCACCACCUGUAAGAGGCGAUUUACGGAAAUCAGAUGGUGCUAAAGCAGAUUUUACAAAACCACAUGCAUCACUCUCAAGAAAAGGUUCUGGUGGAGCAGAAUUGGAAGCACAGCCAGCUAAAAUAGUUUCAGAAAUCAAAGAAAUCAAGGAAAAACAUAUCAAAAAAGGUAAUAUAUUAGGAGAAGGGGAGUAUGGUUCUGUUAUUAAAGGAGUACUCACUGUAUCUGAUGGAUUAAUAUCCAAAAAGAAGAUAGAAGUAGCUAUCAAAACAUUCCAUGAAGGGUGUGUUGGUAGUGAGCCAGAUUUUUUAAGAGAAGCAGAAGUAAUGGGAUCUUUAGAUCAUAAAUGCAUCACUAAAUUAUUGGGAGUGUGUAAUGAAAAAACAAAACUGAUGUUGGUCGAAGAAUAUGUUCCCAUGGGAUCAAUGUUAGACUACUUAAUUGACCACAAAUCUGAAAUCGAAAUCAAAGUCGACCUGUAUUUGUGGGCUGGUCAGAUUGCCCAAGGAAUGGAAUACUUAGAAUCCAAGAAUUUGGUACAUCGUGAUUUAGCGGCUAGAAAUAUUCUUUUAGCAUCUAAAAGACAGAUAAAAAUUAGUGAUUUUGGUUUAUCAAGAAUGACUGGUGAAAACAGUGAUUAUUAUCAAGCUAGUGCAGGUGGACGGUGGCCUAUCAAAUGGUAUGCCCCUGAAAGUGUUAACUAUGGCAAGUUUACACAUGCCAGUGAUGUUUGGAGUUAUGGAGUAACUCUGUGGGAAAUGUUUUCUUUUGGUGAACCACCAUAUGGAGAGAAGAAGGGAAUUGAGGUGUUGGAGUUCAUUGAGCAAGGCUGUCGAUUACCUAAACCCGAAAAAUGCCCAGAUAGAGUUUAUGAUCUCAUGCUAAGUUGCUGGAAAUUGCGUGCCGUGGAGCGCCCCACUUUCAACAACCUGUUUUCUGAAUUUAAACAUGACGAAUAUUCCACUGUUUAUCAUUUACUAAAAUAACCCAGAUGCUCUGUCCCAAUUUGAUGUUUACAUUUUGUUUAUUUUCCAUAACAAAAUAACUAAAGAAAUAUGUACUAAAUAACAUUAAAAUUUCUAUCUCAGAACAGCACCAUAUAAACUAUAUGAUAUAUUCCUAAUAACUCUGACAUGGUAAUCCAAAUUUCUGAUCUUCUAUAAUAUCAAGCAAAGGAAGCUUGAUUUUUGCUCAUUGUUUAGAAAUAUGAUGCAUUAUUUUGUUUACUUUGUAAGAUUUGUAAAACCGAAGAAAGUAUUGGGUUUUUUUUAAUUUCCUAAAUUGUGACCAAUCUGAUUAAAAUUAGGUCAUGAUUUGGUGAACAAUUUGUCAGACAUAAUUUGGUCACAAAUAAAACUUCAUUUGAUUUUAUAUAGUGAUUUGUUUUACGGGAUAAUGAUCUGUCUUAUUUUAAAAUAUUAAUAGGUCGUUUCUGAGUUUCACUGGCUACACAGUAAGCCAAAUUUAAACAAAAAUCAGUAAACAAAUGUAUAUCCGUUUUAAUCUUGUGAAAGAAAGACAUGAUCAUAUAGGGCUUGUCUCAUCAUUAAUAGAAAUAACCUAUCACUUUUUUUCUAGUAAAAUUGCAGUGUCAAGAUGAAAACUACAGUUAUUAUAUUUAUACUUCAAUCUCCGGGAUACUCUUACUUGAGAAUUUUAAGCAUUAAUCAACCAAGACUUACAAGUACCCUAGUAAGACACUAGCUAUUGAAGAAUAAAUGCACAAGAUAUUUAUACAUCAAUCUCCGGGGAUACUCUUACUUGAGAAUUUUAAGCAUUAAUCAACCAAGACUUACAAGUACCCUAGUAAGACACUAGCUAUUGAAGAAUAAAUGCAAAAGAUCCUUUUCUGUUAUCUAUAUAUUUAACUCUGAUUAAUCAUUGUAAAGAUUCUGUCCUAGAAAUGCAUAUUGAUGAAUUUAAAAAUUAUAUAAUUUAUUAUUAAUACCAUACUUUAAGGAAUGUACAGCAUAAACCAUUUCUGUGAUCUGUUCUUGAUGUACUCUUUUAAAUGUUUAAUUUGAUUUAAGGAUCAAUUGCAUAUUUUGUUUAAACCAACUUACAUGUAUUUAGAUUAUGUAUUGUAAGGUUUAGCUUGCUUAUGUCUGUGAAUAGCUUUAAGCAGCAGCCUUUCUCUAACAAAUGGAUAGCAAAAUGCUAUUUAACCAGCUACACAUUCUUCAGAAAUAUGACUAUUAUAUUUUGUGUACAUUUUGAGGCAACGUUUUACUAAAGCAGCUGAUAAUCUCCCAGCAUAGUUUUAAUCUUAAUACAAAAAGGCCCAUCAAUAGAUUUUAGGAAAGAUUAGUGGUGGUGCUGCUGGCUUUUUUUGACCAUAUCCUGUUUACAUGUAUAUUGUCUGCAGAGAUUCAACACCCACAAUAUUCAGUUUGCAAGGAAUUAGAAAUCACUCAAAUGACGAUCAGAAACUGUAGGAGCUCAACAUUUUUUGCAAAACCCUGAUACAGUCUUUUAAAGCUGCAGCCAUGAUAUCAAACAUAAUGGAUUGUGGAGCUCACGCAACAUAAUGUUUUAAAACCCGUUUCUUAAAUAUCACUUCAAUAUUAUUUGUCAUUAGUGCUGGCAAGAUAUAUUGAUGUUUUGCGAUUCACCUUCUCAUGAUUCGCAAUCACAAGAUCCUGAAACGAUAUACGGCGAUUCUUUUUUUUAUGUUUUUUUGUUGCUUCAGUAAGUAACCUGUCACUCUUAAUUAUCCCUGUCACAUAUUACCACACAAACUCUCAGAAAUUGUUUUGGUCCUUACUUUGAUCUACGUCAAUAAUGUGAUAUAAAACCGUUUAAUUUCUUUGAUUCUGCAGAACUAAAAAUAUCAAUUAUUCCUUAUCCUGUUGUUUUCUUGGUAAAUAUUGACGAAUCGUGAUACGAAUCGUAGCACCUGCAUCGCAAUACUUAUCUUACCAUGACUGCAGUGACGAUACCCAGCACUAUUUCUGAUUAUUAAUGCAUUUUUAACCACAGCUCCUAAAUAUAUAUAUAUAUUUUAACAAUUAGGCCAUGUGACAGGGGAAACAAAUGACAUAAUUCUUUUUAAAAAUCAAAUACUGAUAUUUAUUUGCUACCGUUUUAUUACAUUUUCGUAAGAUCAGAUUCAUUUUCAAGCUCACGUUCAUACUUGCUGGUACAAGUUAUUUGCAGUCUGUUGUCACAAGGCAAUCCACAGUGACUCAGGGUUCGAUCUUCCCUUGUUAGUGGUGCUCGAUGGAGGGCCAGGCGAUGAAUAACAUCUAGUCUUGUGGAUGGGACGUGCAUGUAAAAGAACCCUUGGCAGUUGUAAUUUGAAGAAGAGUAUCAAUUGUAUUGCGGCUCUGUUGUCGUAUCCGGAAACCACAAAUACACUAGUGUGUAUUGUUAAAUAAUUUUUGUAUGUAACUAUGUAUAUAGUAUUUGUUAUGUUUAUUUUAAGCAAUAUAGAAACAUGUUGAUUAUUUUAUGUUCACUGACUGCACCUCUCGUAAUACAAAAUACAAUUUUGUGUCUCCUAGCAGAGCAGUAACUUAGUUAAUUUGAGAGAAUAUUUAAACAGAAGUAUUAAUACAGUAUCUGAUAAAUAAAAGUUGCAUGAUUUGUAGUUUAAAUAGCCAGAGCAAAGUUGUGUUAUGUAAUAUUUCUGCCAGUGACAGUAGAAUAUUUUAAUAACGGUUAGAUUUGAGUAUUUCAAAGACAUGAGAUGUCAUUAAUCCCUGGUUCCAUAAAAUCAUAUAUAUUAUUAUGUUUUAUAAUUUAUUAUAUAUUGUAUUUGUAUUUUAAAACAUAAUUAUUCAGUAUGCAAAAUUGCAUCUGAAACUUUUGUUUAGCAUUAUUUAAUGUUUUUGGAAAAUUAUAAUAUAUCAAAUUUUCCUCAAUAGGUAAUAUUUUUUAUGGAAAGCUUGUUUUUGUUUU
This is a messenger RNA of Patella vulgata (common limpet), 5467 nucleotides long. Its product is annotated as tyrosine-protein kinase HTK16. Gene Ontology annotation, biological process: protein phosphorylation; innate immune response; cell differentiation. Lineage: Eukaryota; Metazoa; Mollusca; Gastropoda; Patellidae. Gene Ontology annotation, molecular function: signaling receptor binding; ATP binding; non-membrane spanning protein tyrosine kinase activity. The record is from RefSeq and is a predicted model, not a curated record. Bases 4 to 2553 code for a protein of 849 amino acids. Gene Ontology annotation, cellular component: extrinsic component of cytoplasmic side of plasma membrane. The transcript has 19 exons.